AUGCCCAUUCGGAAACUAAGGAAAGACUCAAAUAGAUCUGGUGCAAAGGAAUUCGAAUUCAUUGUCUUGUCUGGGGAUGAAACGGGGAGAGACCGAGAGACCCAGAGACGAGUUCGCAGCGUCGCUCAAGCCAACUAUCGCCGUCAACAUCCAUAUGGGCGACGCCGAACAACCGUGGAACUUGACGUUACGCCAUUGUUAGAUGGAACGAUUCAGAGUCCAAAUGCUUUGCCUAGUCAAGUCGUUCCAAGACCGAUGACAAUACUAGACGCAAGCCGGUCCGAUCCAUUUCAGUCGUUCGGAUUCGGAGACAAUCUGUAUGAUGGGACGUGUCCCAAAUUUAACACGCUAGUUCAAAUCGGCUUCGUCGAUCUGGCUCGAGAGACAAUAGCGCUUUCGCAAAUGCUCUCUGCAUCUGCGUGGCAUCUCGUUCAUUGGCUAGGAUGCGAGAGCGACUCGGGCGAAGACGCCCAGUACGCUAUGAUCUCAACACAAAAUCUUCAGCAGAGGUUAAACAGCGUGGCAACCGGUGCUAGUGACGAGGUUGUCAUCGCUGUUCUGACAUCUGCGGCAUACGCGGUAGGUGUCGAAGCUCUCUGUUUGAUCGAAAUUAAUGGACGCUUCCGACAAGAUGCAGCACCUCAGUUUCCUCCGCCCAAUGAUAUCCUUUCCGGCCAGAGCAAACUGAACUUAGCGUUAUUCGAUGCAGCACAACUCUCAUCCGGCUGCGUUAUUCCUACUGUUGAAAGAUGUGAAGUAGCGAAUUACCUUUGUCAGCAGCUGAGGCAUCUCAAUGACAUAAUUGCGUCGGAAACUUUGACACGGGACUUAUGGAUCGAUCCCUUAUUUCGUGUUUUUCACAUAUCACCAGUACUACAUUACUUUCUCUCUCUUCCGCGAUCAUCAAUACAUGAUGAAAUUAAUGCUCGUCAAAGAGAGUGCUUCCGCCUUGCGGGAAUUUUGUACCUUGGCAAUCUUCGCUCUAAAUUUGACUUUGAGCCUGGUGCUGGCAUGCUCUACGGAACAAAAUUGCAGUUGGUACUUGGUUCAGAAGGGAUGCUUCCCACGUGGGAUUCGUCAAAUAUUUUUCUAAUCUGGAUACUCACUGUUGCAGCCUGCUCGCCGAUUCUCUUUGAUGAUCUGAGAAUGCAAUUUGCGGCCUUGUUGUCGGAAAGCGUUCGGUCCAUAGGCUAUGUAACCUCCCAGGACUAUUUGGCUGCGAUAAAUGGAUUUAUGUGGUGUGAUGCAGCUUUUGGCAUGUCUUUACAUUCUUUGUCAAGACAGAUAUAUGGAGAAAUAUAAUAGCAAAUGC
This is a messenger RNA of Trichoderma harzianum CBS 226.95, 1312 nucleotides long. RefSeq lists its product as hypothetical. The record is from RefSeq and is a predicted model, not a curated record. Lineage: Eukaryota; Fungi; Ascomycota; Sordariomycetes; Hypocreales; Hypocreaceae. The coding region runs from base 1 to 1302 and encodes 433 amino acids. The transcript is spliced from 3 exons.